Wickerhamiella sorbophila is the source of this 1554-nucleotide messenger RNA. RefSeq names its product Myosin light chain kinase, smooth muscle. Lineage: Eukaryota; Fungi; Ascomycota; Dipodascomycetes; Dipodascales; Trichomonascaceae. The record is from RefSeq and is a predicted model, not a curated record. Bases 1 to 1554 code for a protein of 517 amino acids. The transcript is spliced from 9 exons.
AUGACAGAGCCGGAUUGGGUGCCAGAACCUGAAGCGCCGGAGCCUGAAGCGCCGGAGCCACUAGGAGCGACAGACCCAGAUUGGCCUGAAGCACCGGAGCCACUAGGAGUGCCAGACCCGGAGCGAGUGCCAGAUCCAGAUGGGGCGACAGAUCCCGACUGCACACCGGAGCCAGAAGCACCGGAACCACUAGGAAUGACAGACCCAGAUUGGGUGCCAGAACCUGAAGCGCCGGAGCCUGAAGCGCCGGAGCCACUAGGAGCGACAGACCCAGAUUGGGUGCCAGAACCAGACGCACCGGAGCCAGAAGCGCCGGAACCACUAGGAAUGACAGAGCCAGAUUGGCCUGAAGCACCGGAGCCACUAGGAGCGACAGACCCAGAGCGAGCGCCAGAUCCGGAGGGUGCGACAGACCCCGACUUAGCACCGGAGCCAGAAGCGGCGGAACCACUAGGAGCAACAGAUCCUGACUGCGCACCAGAUCCAGAGGAGCCAGAAGCGCCGGAGCCACUAGGAGCAACAGACCCAGAUUGGGUGCCAGAACCUGAAGCGCCGGAGCCAGAAGCGCCGGAGCCACUAGGAGCAACAGAUCCAGAUCGACCACCGGAGCCUGAAGCGCCGGAGCCACUAGGAGCGACAGAACCAGAUUGGAUGCCAGAGCCAGACGCGCCGGAGCCAGAAGCGCCAGAGCCACUAGGAGCGCCAGAUCCAGAGGAGCCUGAAGCACCGGAGCCACUAGGAGUGCCAGACCCGGAGCGACCUGAAGCACCGGAGGCACUAGGAGUGCCAGACCCUGAGCGAGUGACAGAUCCAGAUGCGGCAGACCCAGAUUGGGUGCCGGAGCCAGAAGCGCCGGAGCCACUAGGAGCGCCAGAUCCAGAGCGAGCGCCAGAUCCAGAGGAGCCUGAAGCACCGGAGCCACUAGGAGUGCCAGACCCGGAGCGAGUGCCAGAUCCAGAUGGGGCGACAGAUCCCGACUGCACACCGGAGCCAGAAGCACCGGAACCACUAGGAAUGACAGACCCAGAUUGGGUGCCAGAACCUGAAGCGCCGGAGCCUGAAGCGCCGGAGCCACUAGGAGCGACAGACCCAGAUUGGGUGCCAGAACCAGACGAGCCCGAGCCAGAAGCACCGGAGCCACUAGGAGCGACAGACCCAGAUUGGGUGCCAGAACCAGACGCGCCGGAGCCAGAAGCGCUGGAGCCACUUGGAGCAACAGAUCCCGACUGCGCACCGGAGCCAGAAGCGCCAGAGCCACUAGGAAUGACAGAGCCGGAGCGAGCGCCAGAUCCGGAGGCGACAGAGCCAGAGCGAGCGCCAGAUCCAGAGGGGGCAACAGAUCCCGACUGCGCACCGGAGCCAGAAGCGCCGGAGCCACUAGGAGUGCCAGACCCAGAGCGAGCGCCAGAUCCGGAGGGUGCGACAGACCCCGACUUAGCACCGGAGCCAGAAGCGCCGGAGCCACUAGGAGCAACAGAUCCAGAUUGGGUGCCAGAACCUGAAGCGCCUGAACCAGAAGCGCCCGAACCACUAGGAAUGAUAGAGCCAGACUGA